This is a messenger RNA of Pteronotus mesoamericanus, 1489 nucleotides long. It is a transcript of the gene AGXT, whose product is annotated as alanine--glyoxylate aminotransferase. Bases 53 to 1297 code for a protein of 414 amino acids. The record is from RefSeq and is a predicted model, not a curated record. The transcript is spliced from 11 exons. Lineage: Eukaryota; Metazoa; Chordata; Mammalia; Chiroptera; Mormoopidae. Gene Ontology annotation, cellular component: peroxisome. Gene Ontology annotation, molecular function: L-serine:pyruvate transaminase activity; L-alanine:glyoxylate transaminase activity.
GGCAGCUCCCCACACCUCCCACGCCCGCCGGCCAGCGAGGGGCAGCUGGGAGAUGCUCCGCACUCUGACCUCAGCCAGGGCGGCCCUGCGGCUCCGGGCAGUGGGCUGGGCACGGACCAUGGCCUCGCGGCCGCUGCUGGUGGCCCCCCCGGAGGUGCUGCUGAAGCCCUUGUCGGUGCCCAACCGGCUCCUGCUGGGGCCCGGCCCCUCCAACCUGGCCCCGCGCGUCCUGGCGGCCGGGGGGCUGCAGAUGAUCGGCCACAUGCACAAGGAGAUGUACCAGGUGAUGGACGAGAUCAAGCAAGGCAUCCAGUACGUGUUCCAGACCAAGAACCGCCUCACGCUCGCCGUCAGCGGCUCGGGCCACGCCGUCAUGGAGGCCGCCCUGGUCAACCUCCUGGAGCCCGGGGACCCCCUUCUGGUCGGGGUCAAUGGCAUGUGGGGGCAGCGGGCCCUCGAGAUCGGGCAGCGCAUCGGAGCCCGCACUCACCAGAUGACCAAGGACCCCGGAGGCCACUACACGUUGCAGGAGGUGGAGGAGGGCCUGGCCCAGCACAAGCCUGCGGUGCUGUUUCUGACCCACGGGGAGUCGUCGAGCGGAGUGCUGCAGCCUCUCGACGGCUACGGGGAGCUCUGCCACAAGUACCAGUGCCUGCUCCUGGUGGACGCUGUGGCCUCCCUGGGCGGGGUCCCCAUCCACAUGGACCAGCAAGGCAUCGACGUCUUGUACUCGGGCUCCCAGAAGGUCCUGAACGCCCCUCCAGGCACGGGGCUCAUCUCCUUCAGUGAGAAGGCCAAAAACAAGAUCUACACCCGGAAGACGAAGCCCUACUCCUUCUACCUGGACAUCAAGUGGCUGGCCAACAUCUGGGGCUGCGAAGACAAACCCAGGAUGUACCACCACACCACCCCCGUCAUCGGCCUCUACAGCCUGCGAGAGGGCCUGGCGCUCAUCGCGGAAGAGGGCCUGGAGAACUCCUGGCACCGGCACCGGCAGGUCACCAUGUACCUGCAGGGGCGCCUGCAGGCUCUGGGCCUGCAGCUCUUCGUGAAGGAUCCGGCGCUGCGGCUCCCCACCGUCACCACGGUGGCCGUGCCCGCCGGCUACGACUGGAGAGACAUCGUCAACUACCUCAUAGACCACUUCUCCAUCGAGAUCACCGGUGGCCUCGGGCCCUCCUUGGGGAAGGUGCUGCGGAUCGGGCUCCUGGGCUGCAACGCGACGCGGGAGAACGUGGACCGCGUGACCGAAGCCCUGCAGGAGGCCCUGCAGCGCUGCCCCCGGAACAAGCUGUGACCGGCCACCUGCCGGCCCCUCCUGAGCGUCUGCGCGAUGGACAGGCCGCUGCCAGCCCCCAGCCGCCCUGCUCCCUCCUGGUGAAACUUGCUGCGAAAGGCCCUUUGGGCUCGGGAUCCCCAGCUCCUCCCAAGUGCCCUGCAGUCCCCAGGCCCCUGGCCCCCCGAGAAUACUCAAUAAAGAGCAGGCGGC